Messenger RNA from Misgurnus anguillicaudatus (oriental weatherfish), 2057 nucleotides. The record is from RefSeq and is a predicted model, not a curated record. NCBI's taxonomy places the organism in Eukaryota, Metazoa, Chordata, Actinopteri, Cypriniformes, Cobitidae.
ACCCGGAUGAGCGGUAUGUUAUUAGUUUGCGUUAUCAUAAAAUAAUCCCUGACCACGUGUUGAGCACGACCCCAUCGCGAAGCUUCUUUGGAAAUAAGUAUAUAUUUUAACAUCGUGUUAACAAAUAAUAUAAAAUAUGAAAAAUUAAAUAUAUUUCUAGCUUAUGUUUUACAAUUUUUUUAAUACCUUCCAGAAUACCUUCCAAUUGGUAGACGUCAGUGAUGUAAAACACAGCAUACAUUGAGAAAUUAUACUUAUUAAAUUAUAAUAAUCAUAUAGAAGUUGUUAAUUGGACAAACUUUUUGUGAUUAAACUAUAAAGCCAUGUUUAGUUACACAGCAAAAAUGCUGUCAGUGUGAAAACAACACAGGCCUGUUGUUGCAAAGUACCUCCAGUGGUUUCAAAGUACCUCAUCACCUUUAGCAAUAUUAUGAGAGAAAUAGCAAUUAAUCAGGAUAAAUGUAAAACAUAUUUGGCUUGCUGUCUGAGAGGAGACGUGGAAGGCAGUCCACAGCGGAGCAUUUAGUGUUGAUAAUGUGAAAAGAUUGGGAUUUGGGGAGGAGAAUGGAUGCCAGAAGCAGAAAGCACUAGGAGAGAGGUAAAAGAAGAGGACUGAAGAUUUUGCCUGUCGUCUAUUAUAGCCGUCUAAAAGAAACAUCACACUCCUUUCAGUGAGAAUCCACAGAGGAAUGUUCUCAGGCUGAGGGAACAGUGGAUCAGUGGAUGCUGAUUAACUCUGGAUUAGCCUGUUCAAUUCCUAAUCCACAACAAUGCACGUUGGCUCUCCUAAACUGAAACCUAACAUUGUCUUCAACUCCAGAGGGAAGUCAUGUGUUGAUCUCGGUAUAUUUUCAAGAUGGCCAACAUUUAUACUUUAAGAGAGCUCUUCUGUACCCAGUGGUCAUCUAGCGUACGACUUGAUGGUAAAACAGUCAUCAUCACAGGAGCAAAUACUGGCAUUGGCAAAGAAACCACAAGAGACCUCGCAAAGCGUGGUGCCAGGAUAAUCAUGGCCUGCAGAGACAUAAACAAAGCAGAGUCUGCACAAAAAGAGAUAAUUGAAGAGUCUGGAAAUCAAAACAUAGUUAUCCGAAAACUAGAUUUAUCUGACACAAAGUCUAUCAGAGAAUUUGCUGUGGUUAUAAACAGCGAGGAGAGAACGCUUCACAUUCUCAUUAACAAUGCUGGAGUCAUGAUGUGUCCCUACUCUAAAACAGCAGAUGGCUUUGAGAUGCAGUUUGGUGUCAACCACUUAGGUCACUUUCUCUUAACCCACCUCCUGAUUGAUCUGCUGAAGAGAUCCGCUCCCUCCAGAAUUAUUAACCUGUCCUCAAUGGCACAUAGCUGGGGAACAAUACGACUUGAUGAUAUCAAUAGUGAGAGAUAUUAUCACAGCAGAAGGGCAUACGGUCAGAGUAAACUUGCCAGCAUUCUCUUCACUCGCUCUUUGGCCAAAAAACUCAAGGACACUGGUGUGACAGCGUAUGCCGUUCAUCCAGGAAUUGUGCGAACGGAACUUAAAAGGCACAUGAAUCUUGGACUUCUUAUUAUGUGGAAAAUUGUGAGACCUUUCACAAAGACCCCAGUGCAGGGAGCACAAACCACCAUUUACUGUGCAGUUGAACUAGAAUUAGACAAAGAAAGCGGUGGUUAUUAUAGUAACUGUGGAUCUUCAAGAUGCACCAGAGCUGCUAGAGAUGAUGAAAUGGCGGAGAAACUUUGGGAGCUAAGCUGCAGGAUGCUGGGAAUACUCUGGGAUUGAAUGUAAUGCUGUUUUAUCUUUUCAUAUACAAUUUAUGUAAAUAUACUCUUUUUAUUUCUAUACUUAAAAUGAUUUGGUUUUGUGAGACUGAAGCCUGGAGCCGUAUGUAUGAUACAUUUGUUUGACUCUCUGACAGUUACAAUAUAGCAAUGAGUUUUUUUAAUCAACAGAGCUCACAACAUCAAUAAAUGACAUUUGAUUUCAUGCAAUUGUGCUAUCUACUCAGUGGUAAAUGAUAUAGAUGCAGUAUGUACAAAAUGUAUCAGCAAAGUAAUAAAACAAAGCAAUAUUUCUU